CGCCGAGUGCGCGCGCCCGCGCCGAUGUGUGUGAGUGCGUGUCCUGCUAGCUCCAUGUUGCCGCCUCUCCCGGUACCUGCUGCUGCUGCUGCUGCUCCCGGGGCUGCGGGAAAUGCGAGAGGCUGAGCCGGGGAGGAGCAACUCGAGCAGCAGCAGCGGCGGCGGCUGCGGCCGCUGCGGCGGGAGGAGCCCCCCAGGAGGAGGACGGGGAUCCAUGUGUCUUUCCUGGUGACUAGGAUGUCGUCGGAGGAGGACCGGAGCGCGGAGCAGCAGCAGCCGCCGCCAGCACCCCCCGAGGAGCCCGGAGCCCCGGCCCCGAGCCCCGCAGCCGCAGACAAAAGACCUCGGGGCCGGCCUCGCAAAGAUGGCGCUUCCCCUUUCCAGAGAGCCAGAAAGAAGCCUCGAAGUAGAGGAAAAUCUACAGUGGAAGACGAGGACAGCAUGGAUGGACUGGAGACGACGGAAACAGAAAAUAUUGUGGAGACAGCAGAAAUCAAAGAACAAUCUGUGGAAGAGGAUGCUGAAACAGAAGUGGAUAGCAGCAAACAGCCAGUCUCAGCUCUACAGCGGUCUGUGUCUGAGGAAUCGGCAAACUCCCUGGUCUCUGUUGGCGUAGAAGCCAAAAUCAGUGAGCAGCUCUGCGCUUUUUGUUAUUGUGGAGAGAAAAGUUCCUUAGGACAAGGAGACUUGAAACAAUUCAGAGUAACACCUGGACUUACCUUACCUUGGAAAGAUCAACCUUCUAACAAGGACAUUGAUGACAGCGGUAGUGGGACCUGUGAGAAAAUACAGAACUACGCUCCACGAAAGCAAAGAGGACAGAGAAAAGAACGACCUCCCCAGCAGAGUGCCGUUUCUUGUGUAAGUGUAAGCACCCAGACUGCCUGUGAGGACCAGGCUGGCAAGUUAUGGGAUGAACUCAGUCUGGUUGGCCUUCCAGAUGCCAUUGAUGUCCAAGCCUUAUUUGAUUCCACAGGCACUUGCUGGGCUCAUCAUCGAUGUGUAGAGUGGUCACUGGGAAUAUGCCAAAUGGAAGAACCAUUAUUAGUAAAUGUGGACAAAGCUGUUGUCUCAGGGAGCACAGAACGAUGUGCAUUUUGUAAACACCUUGGAGCCACUAUCAAAUGCUGUGAAGAGAAGUGUACCCAGAUGUACCAUUACCCAUGUGCUGCAGGGGCUGGCACCUUUCAGGACUUUAGUCACUUCUUCCUUCUCUGUCCAGAACACAUCGACCAAGCUCCUGAAAGAUCAAAGGAAGAUGCAAACUGUGCAGUGUGUGACAGCCCCGGAGAUCUUUUAGAUCAGUUCUUUUGUACCACUUGUGGUCAGCACUACCAUGGGAUGUGCCUGGAUAUAGCUGUUACUCCAUUAAAGCGUGCUGGUUGGCAGUGUCCUGAGUGUAAAGUGUGCCAGAACUGCAAACAAUCGGGAGAAGAUAGCAAGAUGCUGGUAUGUGAUACAUGUGACAAAGGGUACCAUACUUUUUGUCUUCAACCUGUUAUGAAAUCAGUGCCAACCAAUGGCUGGAAAUGCAAAAAUUGCAGAAUCUGUAUAGAAUGUGGCACACGAUCUAGUACUCAGUGGCACCACAACUGUUUGAUAUGUGACACUUGUUAUCAACAGCAGGAUAAUUUAUGUCCUUUUUGUGGAAAAUGUUACCAUCCAGAGUUACAGAAAGAUAUGCUGCACUGUAAUAUGUGUAAGAGAUGGGUUCACUUAGAAUGUGACAAACCAACUGAUCAGGAAUUGGAUUCUCAGCUCAAAGAAGACUAUAUCUGCAUGUAUUGUAAACACUUAGGAGCUGAGAUAGAUCCCUUACAUCCAGGGAAUGAAGUGGAGAUGCCUGAAAUACCUACAGAUUAUGCCAGUGGAAUGGAAAUUGAAGGUACUGAAGAUGAAGUGGUAUUUCUGGAGCAGACAGUAAAUAAAGAUGUCAGUGAUCACCAGUGCAGACCUGGAAUUGUUCCAGAUGCAGUUCAAGUGUACACUGAAGAGCCCCAGAAAAGUAAUCCACUAGAAAGCCCUGACACAGUUGGUCUCAUUACUUCUGAAUCAUCUGACAAUAAAAUGAAUCCUGAUUUGGCAAAUGAGAUUGCUCAUGAGGUUGAUACUGAGAAAAUGGAAAUGCUUUCUAAAGGGGGACAUGUUUGUGAGGAAGAUCAAAAUGCAGACACAAUGGAAGUGACAGAAAACAUUGAAGUCCUUCCACACCAAACCAUUGUGCCACAAGAGGACCUGCUGCUGUCAGAGGACUCUGAGGUGGCAUCUAAAGAACCGAGCCCUCCAAAAUCAGCUCCUGAGACUGCUGCACCAGAAGCCUUAUUGUCCCCACACAGUGAAAGGUCCUUAUCUUGUAAGGAACCAUUGCUGACAGAAAGAGUACAAGAAGAAAUGGAACAGAAGGAAAAUUCUGAAUUCCCCACAGGAUGUGUGGAUUUUGAAAUGACUCUUGCUGUUGACAGUUGUGACAAAGAUAGUUCAUGCCAAGGAGACAAAUAUGUAGAGUUACCAGCUGAGGAAGAAUCAACAUUCUCUUCAGCAACUGACCUGAACAAGGCAGAUGUGUCUUCUUCCUCCACACUUUGUUCAGACUUGCCUUCAUGUGACAUGCUGCACAGUUACCCUCCAGCUUUCAACUCUGCUGCUGGAAGCAUCAUGCCAACAACAUACAUCUCAGUCACUCCAAAAAUUGGCAUGGGUAAACCAGCUAUUACCAAAAGAAAAUUUUCUCCUGGUAGACCCCGGUCCAAACAGGGGGCUUGGAGUAACCAUAACACAGUGAGCCCGCCUUCCUGGGCCCCAGACACUUCAGAAGGCCGGGAAAUUUUUAAACCCAGGCAGCUUUCUGGCAGUGCCAUUUGGAGCAUCAAAGUGGGCCGAGGGUCUGGAUUUCCGGGAAAGCGGAGGCCUCGUGGUGCUGGGCUGUCAGGACGAGGUGGCAGAGGCAGGUCUAAACUAAAGAGUGGAAUUGGAGCUGUUGUAUUACCUGGGGUGUCUGCUGCAGAUAUUUCAUCAAAUAAAGAUGAAGAAGAAAACUCUAUGCACAAUACAGUUGUUUUGUUUUCUAGUAGUGACAAGUUCACUUUGCAGCAGGAUAUGUGUGUAGUUUGUGGCAGUUUCGGCCAAGGAGCAGAAGGAAGAUUACUUGCCUGUUCACAGUGUGGUCAAUGUUACCAUCCAUACUGUGUCAGUAUUAAGAUCACUAAAGUGGUUCUUAGCAAAGGUUGGAGAUGUCUUGAGUGCACUGUGUGUGAGGCCUGUGGGAAGGCAACUGACCCUGGAAGACUCUUGCUAUGUGAUGACUGUGACAUAAGCUAUCAUACCUACUGCCUAGACCCUCCAUUGCAGACAGUUCCCAAAGGAGGCUGGAAAUGCAAAUGGUGUGUUUGGUGCAGACACUGUGGAGCAACAUCUGCAGGUUUGAGAUGCGAAUGGCAGAACAAUUACACACAGUGUGCUCCUUGUGCCAGCCUGUCUUCCUGCCCUGUCUGCUGUCGGAACUACAGAGAAGAGGACCUCAUCCUGCAGUGUAGACAGUGUGAUAGGUGGAUGCAUGCAGUUUGUCAAAACUUAAAUACUGAGGAGGAAGUGGAAAAUGUAGCAGACAUUGGUUUUGAUUGUAGCAUGUGCAGACCCUAUAUGCCUGUGUCUAAUGUGCCUUCCUCAGACUGCUGUGACUCUUCUCUUGUGGCACAGAUCGUCACAAAAGUGAAAGAGCUAGACCCCCCUAAGACCUACACCCAGGAUGGUGUGUGUCUGACCGAGUCAGGGAUGAGUCAGCUACAGAGCCUCACAGUCACAGCUCCCAGGAGAAAACGCACAAAACCAAAACUGAAAUUGAAGAUUAUAAAUCAGAAUAGUGUGGCUGUCCUUCAGACCCCUCCAGACAUCCAGUCAGAACAUUCAAGAGAUGGUGAAAUGGAUGAUAGUCGAGAAGGAGAACUUAUGGAUUGUGAUGGAAAAUCUGAAUCUAGUCCUGAGCGGGAAGCUGGAGAUGAUGAAACUAAGGGAAUAGAAGGAACAGAUGCCAUAAAAAAGAGAAAAAGAAAACCAUACAGACCAGGUAUUGGUGGAUUUAUGGUACGACAAAGAAGUCGAACAGGACAAGGAAAAGCCAAAAGAUCUGUGGUUAGAAAAGAUUCUUCCGGCUCUAUUUCUGAGCAGUUACCUAGCAGAGAUGAUGGCUGGAGGGAGCAGUUACCAGAUACCCUAGUUGAUGAGCCUGUUUCUGUUGCUGAGAACACUGACAAAAUAAAGAAGAGAUACCGAAAAAGGAAAAAUAAGCUUGAAGAAACCUUUCCUGCUUAUUUACAAGAAGCAUUUUUUGGAAAAGAUCUUCUAGAUACCAGCAGACAAAACAAGCUGAGUGUAGAUAAUCUGUCAGAAGAUGCAGCUCAGCUUUCAUAUAAAACAGGUUUCUUGGAUCCUUCCUCAGAUCCGCUACUGAGUUCAUCUUCUGCUUCAGCAAAACCUGGAACUCAGGGUACUGCUGAUGAUCCAUUAGCUGAUAUUUCUGAAGUCUUAAACACAGAUGAUGACAUUCUUGGAAUAAUCUCAGAUGAUCUUGCAAAAUCAGUUGAUCAUUCAGGUCUUGAUUUAUGCACUUUCCAGGUUGGGAGCUCACCCUUCCCUUUGGAUAUGGGCCCCACUACUGCUGAUGCCUCCUCAUUGCCUCAGCCAGGUGUCAGUCAGAGUUCACGGCCAUUAACUGAAGAGCAGCUAGAUGGGAUCCUCAGUCCUGAGCUAGACAAAAUGGUCACAGAUGGUAAAAUACUUACCCUACAUCUAGGCUUUCUAAAAGACUUGAGAGCAAUUCUUGGAAAGUUAUAUAAAAUUCCAGAGCUUGGAGGAAAGGAUGUUGAAGACUUGUUUACUGCUGUACUUAGCCCUGCUACCACUCAGCCAGCUCCAUUACCACAGCCUCCCCCUCCACCACAGCUAUUGCCAAUGCACAAUCAGGAUGUUUUUCCCCGGAUGCCACUCAUGAAUGGCCUUAUUGGACCCAGUCCUCACCUUCCACAUAAUUCUUUGCCUCCUGGAAGUGGAUUGGGGACUUUCCCUGCUAUAGCACAAUCCCCUUAUACUGAUGUCAGGGAUAAAAGUCCAGCAUUUAAUGCAAUUGCAAGUGAUCCUAACAACUCCUGGGCACCAACAACUCCAAGUAUGGAAGGAGAAAAUGACACCCUGUCAAAUGCACAGCGGAGCACAUUGAAGUGGGAGAAAGAGGAGGCUCUCGGUGAGAUGGCAACAGUAGCACCAGUUCUCUACACAAAUAUUAAUUUCCCAAAUUUAAAGGAAGAAUUCCCAGAUUGGACUACUCGAGUGAAACAAAUUGCCAAGUUGUGGAGAAAAGCCAGCUCUCAGGAAAGAGCACCAUAUGUGCAAAAAGCCAGAGAUAACAGGGCUGCUUUACGCAUAAAUAAAGUUCAGAUGUCAAACGAUUCUAUGAAGAGACAACAACAGCAAGACAGCAUCGAUCCCAGCUCACGCAUCGAUUCGGAUCUUUUUAAAGAUCCUUUAAAGCAGAGAGAAUCAGAGCAUGAACAGGAAUGGAAGUUUAGACAGCAAAUGCGUCAGAAAAGUAAGCAACAAGCUAAAAUUGAAGCCACACAGAAGCUGGAACAAGUGAAGAAUGAGCAGCAGCAGCAACAACAACAACAGCAGCAGCAGCAGCAGCAGCUUGCUUCUCAGCACCUUCUAGUAGCACCUGGUUCAGAUACUCCAAAUAGUGGCGCACAGAGUCCCUUGACACCUCAGGCUGGCAAUGGGAAUGUGUCUCCUGCACAGACAUUCCAUAAAGACCUAUUCUCCAAACACCUACCUGGUACCCCUGCUUCCACACCUUCAGAUGCUGUGUUUGUCAAACCACAACCUCCACCCCCUCCUUCAACCCCAUCCCGUAUACCUGUUCAGGAAAGUCUUUCUCAGUCCCAAAAUUCUCAGCCACCUUCUCCACAGAUGUUCUCACCUGGAUCAUCCCAUUCCAGACCACCAUCUCCAGUGGAUCCUUAUGCAAAAAUGGUUGGUACUCCUAGACCACCUCCUGGUGGACAUAGUUUUCCAAGAAGAAAUUCUGUUACACCAGUGGAAAACUGUGUGCCUUUAUCUUCAGUAUCUAGGCCCAUUCAUCUGAAUGAAACAUCAGCUACAAGGCCAUCCCCGGCCAGAGACUUAUGUGCUUCCUCCAUGACAAGCAGUGACCCCUAUGCAAAGCCUCCAGAUACACCUAGGCCCAUGAUGACAGAUCAGUUUUCAAAACCUUUUAGCCUGCCUAGGUCGCCUGUGAUUUCAGAACAAAGUACAAAAGGUCCUCUAACAACUGGAACCAGUGAUCACUUUACUAAACCAUCUCCUAGAACAGAUGCCUUUCAAAGGCAACGGCUACCUGAUCCCUAUGCAGGACCGUCAUUGACACCUGCCCCACUGGGUAACGGGCCUUUUAAGACCCCACUGCACCCUCCUCCAUCUCAGGAUCCAUAUGGAUCUGUGUCACAGACAUCAAGACGACUCUCUGUUGACCCUUAUGAAAGGCCUGCCUUGACACCAAGGCCAGUAGAUAAUUUUUCUCAUAGUCAGUCAAAUGAUCCAUAUAGCCAGCCUCCCCUAACUCCACACCCAGCAAUGACUGAAUCUUUUACUCAUGCUUCAAGGGCUUUUCCUCAGCCUGGAACCAUAUCAAGGUCAGCAUCUCAGGACCCAUAUUCACAACCCCCAGGAACUCCACGCCCUCUUAUAGAUUCUUAUUCCCAAACCUCAGGAACAGCUCGAUCCAAUCCAGAUCCUUAUUCCCAACCUGGUACUCCCCGGCCUAACACUAUUGAUCCAUAUAGUCAGCAGCCACCUACCCCCAGGCCUUCUCCACAGACAGACAUGUUUGUUUCCUCUGUGGCAAAUCAGAGACACACUGAUCCAUAUACUCAUCAUCUUGGGCCUCCAAGACCUGGAAUUUCUGUUCCCUAUUCUCAGCCACCAGCAGUACCAAGGCCAAGGACUUCAGAGGGUUUUACUAGGCCCUCCAGUGCAAGACCAGCCCUCAUGCCAAACCAGGAUCCUUUUUUGCAAGCAGCACAAAACCGAGUACCAGGUUUACCUGGCCCUUUGAUAAGGCCACCUGAUACAUGCUCCCAGACUCCCAGGCCACCUGGGCCUGGUCUUAUAGACACAUUCACUCAUGCUUCCUCAUCUGCUGUUCGUGAUCCAUAUGAUCAGCCUCCAAUGACUCCCAGGCCUCAUUCUGAGUCUUUCGGAGCUAGUCAAGUUGUUCACGAUCUUGUUGACCGUCCAGUUCCCGGGUCAGAGGGAAACUUUAGCACGUCUUCAAACCUUCCUGUAAGCUCCCAAGGGCAGCAGUUCUCCAGUGUCUCCCAGCUUCCUGGACCCGUGCCAACCUCAGGAGGAACUGAUACACAGAACACUGUAAACAUGUCUCAAGCUGACACAGAGAAACUGAGACAGCGGCAGAAACUGCGUGAAAUCAUUCUCCAACAACAACAGCAGAAGAAGAUUGCUAGUCGCCAGGAGAAGGGGCCUCAGGAUACAGCAGUAGUACCUCACCCAGUGCCCCUUCCACACUGGCAGCCAGAGAGCAUCAACCAGGCUUUCACUCGACCUCCACCUCCCUAUCCUGGGAGCACUCGAUCACCUGUUAUCCCUCCACUAGGACCUAGAUAUGCAGUUUUCCCCAAAGAUCAGCGUGGACCCUAUCCUCCAGAGGUUGCUGGUAUGGGCAUGAGACCUCAUGGAUUUAGGUUUGGAUUUCCAGGAGCUGGCCAUGGUCCCAUGCCAAGCCAAGAUCGCUUCCAUGUGCCUCAGCAAAUACAAGGAUCUGGAAUUCCUCCACACAUAAGAAGACCAAUGUCUAUGGAAAUGCCUAGACCUUCAAAUAACCCACCAUUAAAUAAUCCAGUUGGGCUUCCUCAGCAUUUCCCACCACAGGGCCUGCCAGUUCAGCAGCAUAAUAUACUAGGCCAGGCAUUUAUUGAGUUGAGGCAUAGAGCUCCUGAUGGAAGGUCACGGUUGCCAUUUGCUGCUUCUCCUAGCAGUGUUAUAGAGUCACCUUCUCAUCCAAGACAUGGAAAUUUCCUUCCCAGACCUGAUUUUCCUGGCCCUAGACACACAGACCCCAUAAGACAGCCUUCCCAGUGUCUAUCUAAUCAGCUACCUGUGCAUCCAAAUUUAGAGCAGGUCCCACCUUCUCAGCAAGAGCAAGGUCAUCCUGCUCACCAAUCUUCUAUUGUCAUGAGGCCCCUAAAUCAUCCUUUAAGUGGUGAAUUUUCUGAGGCUCCUUUGUCAACAUCUACCCCAGCUGAAACAUCACCAGAUAACUUAGAGAUAGCUGGUCAGUCUUCUGCUGGCCUGGAAGAAAAACUAGACUCUGAUGAUCCUUCUGUGAAAGAACUGGAUGUGAAAGAUCUUGAGGGGGUUGAAGUCAAAGAUUUGGAUGAUGAAGAUCUAGAAAAUUUAAAUUUAGACGCAGAGGAUGGCAAGGGUGAUGACCUGGACACUUUAGACAAUUUGGAAACUAAUGACCCUAACCUGGAUGACCUCCUAAGGUCAGGUGAAUUUGAUAUCAUUGCAUACACAGAUCCAGAACUUGACUUAGGGGAUAAAAAAAGCAUGUUCAAUGAAGAAUUAGACCUUAAUGUUCCAAUUGAUGAUAAGCUAGAUAAUCAGUGUGUAUCUGUUGAACCAAAAACAAGGGAUCAAGGAGACAAAACUGUGGUUCUUGAAGAUAAGGAUUUGCCACAGAGAAAGUCCAGUGUUACCAGUGAGAUAAAGACAGAAGCCCUGUCUCCCUACUCUAAAGAAGAAAUACAGAGUGAAAUUAAGAACCAUGAUGACAGUAGAGGUGAUGCUGAUACUGCGUGCUCACAGGCUUCUUCUGCUCAGACCAAUCACAGUGACAGAGGAAAGACUGCUCUACUGACUACGGAUCAAGAUAUGCUUGAGAAAAGAUGUAACCAGGAGAAUGCUGUUCCUGUUGUCAGUGCCAUUCAAGGGUCCACUCCUCUGCCUGCUCGGGAUGUGAUGAACUCUUGUGACAUAACAGGAUCCACUCCAGUUCUCUCGAGUUUACUUUCUAAUGAGAAGUGUGAUAAUUCAGACACUAGGCCUUCAGGGUCCUCCCCACCAAGUCUGCCCAUCUCACCAUCCACUCAUGGGUCAAGUUUGCCUCCUCCUUUAAUAGUACCACCUAGCCCUAUUUUGGAUAAUACCGUGAAUUCUAAUGUAACAGUGGUCCCUAGGAUAAACCAUGCUUUUUCUCAGGGUGUGCCAGUAAAUCCAGGAUUCAUUCAGGGCCAAUCAUCAGUGAACCAUAAUUUAGGGACAGGGAAACCUACAAAUCAAACUGUGCCUCUCACAAAUCAGUCCAGCACCAUGUCUGGACCGCAGCAGCUCAUGAUUCCUCAAACAUUAGCCCAGCAGAACAGAGAGAGGCCCCUCCUUCUAGAGGAACAGCCUCUGCUUCUACAAGAUCUUUUGGAUCAAGAGAGGCAAGAACAGCAACAGCAAAGACAAAUGCAAGCCAUGAUUCGUCAGCGGUCAGAACCAUUCUUCCCUAACAUUGAUUUUGAUGCAAUUACAGAUCCUAUAAUGAAAGCGAAAAUGGUAGCCCUUAAAGGCAUAAAUAAAGUGAUGGCACAGAACAGUCUGGGCAUGCCACCAAUGGUGAUGAGCAGAUUCCCCUUCAUGGGCCCAUCAGUGGCUGGAACGCAAAACAAUGAAGGCCAGACCCUAGUGCCACAAGCUGUAGCUCAGGAUGGCAGUAUAACACAUCAGAUUUCUAGGCCUAAUCCUCCAAAUUUUGGUCCAGGCUUUGUCAAUGACUCUCAGCGUAAGCAGUAUGAAGAAUGGCUACAGGAGACUCAGCAGCUGCUUCAGAUGCAGCAGAAGUAUCUCGAAGAACAAAUUGGUGCACACAGAAAAUCUAAGAAGGCUCUUUCAGCCAAACAGCGCACGGCCAAGAAGGCAGGGCGGGAGUUCCCAGAAGAGGACGCAGAGCAACUCAAGCAUGUUACUGAGCAGCAGAGCAUGGUUCAGAAACAGCUUGAGCAGAUUCGUAAACAACAGAAAGAGCAUGCUGAGCUGAUUGAAGAUUAUCGGAUCAAACAGCAGCAGCAGCAGCAGCAACAGUGUGCCCUAGCCCCUCCCAUCCUCAUGCCAGGGGUUCAGCCCCAGCCACCUCUAGUUCCAGGUGCCACUCCACUCACCAUGAGCCAACCCAACUUUCCCAUGGUGCCACAGCAGCUUCAGCACCAGCAGCACACAGCAGUCAUCUCAGGGCAUACCAGCCCUGUGAGAAUGCCCAGUUUACCUGGAUGGCAAUCUAACAGUGCUUCUGCUCACCUCCCCCUUAAUCCUCCUAGAAUUCAGCCCCCAAUUGCCCAACUAUCUUUAAAAACUUGUACACCAGCCCCAGGGACAGUGUCAAGUGCAAAUCCACAGAAUGGACCACCACCUCGAGUGGAAUUUGAUGACAACAAUCCUUUCAGUGAAAGUUUUCAAGAGCGAGAAAGGAAGGAACGCUUACGAGAACAGCAGGAAAGACAGCGAGUUCAACUGAUGCAAGAAGUAGACAGACAGAGAGCUCUGCAGCAGCGGAUGGAGAUGGAGCAGCAUUGUCUGAUGGGUGCUGAGCUAGCCAACAGGACACCUGUUUCCCAGAUGCCAUUCUAUGGUUCUGACAGACCUUGUGACUUUUUGCAACCUCCACGACCCCUUCAGCAGUCUCCACAACACCAGCAACAAAUAGGGCCAGUUUUACAGCAGCAAAAUGUCCAACAAGGGUCUGUUAACUCACCCCCAAACCAAACUUUCAUGCAAACCAAUGAGCAAAGGCAGGUAGGGCCUCCCUCCUUUGUUCCAGAUUCACCAUCUGCUUCUGGUGGGAGCCCAAACUUUCAUUCUGUUAAGCAGGGGCAUGGAAAUCUUUCUGGGUCCAGCUUUCAGCAGUCUCCACUGAGGCCUCCAUUCACACCAGUUUUACCAGGAACGUCUCCAGUAGCUAAUAGCAAUGUCCCUUGUGGCCAAGACCCUGCUGUAACACAGGGACAAAAUUAUUCAGGAUCCAGCCAGUCUCUCAUUCAGUUAUAUUCUGACAUAAUCCCAGAAGAAAAGGGGAAAAAGAAAAGAACAAGAAAAAAGAAAAAAGAAGAUGAUGCAGAAUCCGGCAAAGCACCAUCAACUCCCCACUCGGACUGUGCUGCUCCACUAACCCCAGGCCUCUCAGAAACUACCUCCACUCCUGCAGUGAGCACACCCAGUGAGCUCCCUCAACAAAGACAACAGGAGCCAGGGGAGCCAGUGCGUGUACCCACUCCAAAUGUGUCAACAGGCCAGCCUUGUAUAGAGUCAGAAAACAAACUUCCCAACAGUGAAUUCAUAAAAGAAACUUCAAAUCAACAAACACAUGUGAAUGCAGAGGCAGACAAGCCUUCCGUGGAAACCCCUAACAAAACUGAAGAAAUAAAGUUGGAAAAGACUGAGACACAGCCAAGUCAGGAGGAUACCAAAGUGGAAGAGAAAACUGGUAGUAAGAUCAAAGACAUUGUAGCUGGUCCUGUCUCCUCAAUACAGUGUCCUUCCCAUCCUGUCGGAACCCCUAUUACCAAAGGAGAUACAGGAAAUGAACUACUGAAGCACUUGUUAAAAAAUAAGAAGGCCUCUUCUCUUCUAACUCAGAAACCUGAGGGCACUUUAUCUUCAGAUGAAAGUUCUACAAAGGAUGGUAAACUGAUUGAGAAGCAGAGUCCAGCAGAAGGAUUGCAAACUUUGGGGGCUCAAAUGCAAGGUGGUUUUGGAGGUGGCAACAGCCAGUUGCCAAAAACAGAUGGAGCAAGUGAAAACAAGAAACAGCGAAGCAAACGGACUCAAAGGACGGGGGAAAAAGCAGCACCUCGCUCAAAGAAAAGGAAGAAGGAUGAAGAGGAAAAGCAGGCUAUGUACUCCAGCUCUGACUCCUUCACCCACUUGAAACAGCAGCUCUCUCUGCUCCCUCUAAUGGAACCGAUCAUUGGAGUGAACUUUGCGCACUUUCUUCCUUAUGGCAGUGGCCAAUUUAAUAGUGGGACUCGACUUCUAGGAACUUUUGGCAGUGCCGCCCUUGAAGGGGUCUCAGACUACUAUUCUCAGUUGAUCUACAAGCAGAAUAAUUUAAGUAAUCCUCCAACACCCCCUGCCUCUCUUCCUCCUACACCACCUCCUAUGGCUUGCCAGAAGAUGGCAAAUGGUUUUGCAACGACUGAAGAACUUGCUGGAAAAGCUGGCGUGUUGGUGAGCCAUGAAGUUGCCAGAGUUUUAGGACCGAAGCCAUUUCAGCUGCCUUUCAGACCUCAGGAUGACUUGCUGGCUCGAGCUAUUGCUCAAGGCCCGAAGACAGUGGAUGUUCCUGCCUCACUUCCAACACCGCCUCAUAAUAAUCAUGAAGAAUUAAGGAUACAGGACCACUAUGGUGACCGGGACACUCCCGAUAGUUUCGUCCCCUCAUCUUCUCCUGAGAGUGUGGUUGGUGUGGAGGUGAACAAGUACCCAGAUCUGUCACUGGUGAAAGAGGAGCCUCCAGAACCUGUGCCGUCCCCCAUCAUCCCCAUUCUUCCCAGCAUAUCCGGGAAAAAUUCAGAAUCAAGAAGAAAUGACAUCAAAACUGAGCCAGGCACUUUAUUUUUUACUUCACCUUUUGGUUCAUCCCCAAAUGGUCCCAGAUCGGGUCUUAUAUCUGUAGCGAUCACUCUACAUCCUACAGCUGCUGAGAACAUCAGCAGCGUUGUUGCUGCAUUUUCUGACCUUCUUCACGUGAGAAUUCCUAACAGCUAUGAGGUUAGUAAUGCUCCAGAUGCUCCACCCAUGGGUUUGGUCAGUAGCCACAGAGUAAACCCAGGUUUGGAGUAUCGGCAGCAUUUGCUUCUUCGUGGGCCUCCACCAGGAUCUGCAAAUCCUCCCAGAUUAGCAACCUCUUACCGGUUGAAGCAGCCUAAUGUACCAUUUCCUCCAGCAAGCAAUGGUCUUUCUGGGUAUAAAGACUCUAGUCAUGGUCCAGCAGAAGGUGCAUCGCUCCGCCCACAGUGGUGCUGCCACUGCAAGGUGGUUAUUCUUGGAAGUGGUGUGCGGAAGUCAUGCAAGGAUCUGACCUUUGUGAACAAGGGUUCCCGAGAGAACACCAAAAGGAUGGAAAAGGAUAUUGUCUUUUGUAGUAAUAACUGCUUUAUUCUUUAUUCAUCAGCUGCACAAGCAAAAAACUCAGACAACAAGGAAUCCCUUCCGUCACUGCCACAGUCCCCUAUGAAGGAGCCUUCCAAAGCAUUUCACCAGUAUAGCAACAACAUCUCCACUUUGGAUGUACACUGUCUCCCUCAGUUCCAGGAAAAGGUUUCCCCUCCUGCAUCACCUCCCAUAUCCUUCCCUCCAGCCUUUGAAGCAGCCAAAGUAGAGUCCAAGCCUGAUGAGCUUAAGGUAACGGUCAAGUUAAAGCCUCGGCUGAGGACUGUUCCUGUUGGGCUUGAAGACUGUAGACCACUGAAUAAAAAGUGGAGAGGAAUGAAGUGGAAGAAAUGGAGCAUUCAUAUUGUCAUCCCCAAGGGGACCUUUAAGCCACCUUGUGAGGAUGAAAUAGAUGAGUUUCUAAAGAAAUUGGGCACUUGUCUUAAACCUGACCCUGUGCCCAAAGACUGUCGGAAGUGCUGCUUUUGUCACGAGGAAGGGGACGGGCUGACAGAUGGGCCAGCACGGCUGCUCAACUUGGACCUAGACCUCUGGGUCCACCUGAACUGUGCUCUGUGGUCCACAGAGGUUUAUGAAACACAGGCUGGUGCCUUAAUAAAUGUGGAGCUAGCGCUGAGGAGAGGACUACAAAUGAAGUGUGUCUUCUGUCAUAAGACAGGUGCCACCAGUGGAUGUCAUAGAUUCCGAUGUACCAACAUUUAUCAUUUUACUUGCGCCACUAAAGCACAAUGCAUGUUUUUUAAGGACAAAACAAUGCUUUGCCCCAUGCACAAACCAAAGGGAAUCCACGAGCAACAGUUAAGUUACUUUGCAGUCUUCAGGAGGGUCUAUGUGCAACGAGAUGAGGUGCGGCAGAUCGCUAGUAUCGUGCAGCGGGGAGAGCGGGACCAUACCUUUCGUGUUGGGAGCCUCAUCUUCCACACCAUUGGUCAGCUGCUUCCACAACAGAUGCAAGCAUUCCACUCUCCGAAAGCACUCUUCCCAGUGGGCUAUGAAGCCAGCCGGUUAUACUGGAGCACCCGCUAUGCCAACCGACGCUGCCGGUACCUGUGCUCCAUUGAGGAGAAAGAUGGGCGGCCUGUGUUUGUCAUCAGGAUUGUAGAGCAAGGCCAUGAGGACCUGGUCUUAAGUGAUUCAUCACCUAAAGAUGUUUGGGAUAAAAUUUUGGAGCCUGUGGCUUGUGUGAGAAAACAAUCUGAAAUGCUGCAGCUUUUCCCUGCGUAUUUGAAAGGAGAAGACCUGUUUGGCCUGACUGUCUCUGCAGUAGCACGGAUAGCUGAAUCACUUCCUGGGGUUGAGGCAUGUGAAAAUUACACCUUCCGAUAUGGCCGUAAUCCUCUCAUGGAGCUUCCCCUUGCCGUGAACCCCACAGGUUGUGCCCGUUCUGAACCUAAAAUGAGCGCCCAUGUCAAGAGGUUUGUGUUAAGGCCUCACACCUUGAAUAGCACCAGCACUUCAAAGUCAUUUCAGAGCACAGUCACUGGAGAGCUGAAUGCACCCUACAGUAAGCAGUUUGUCCACUCCAAGUCAUCACAGUACCGGAGAAUGAAGACUGAAUGGAAAUCUAAUGUGUAUCUGGCCCGGUCUCGGAUCCAGGGACUGGGCCUGUAUGCUGCUAGAGACAUUGAAAAACACACUAUGGUCAUCGAGUACAUCGGAACAAUUAUUCGAAAUGAGGUUGCAAACCGGAAGGAGAAACUUUAUGAGUCUCAGAACCGGGGUGUGUACAUGUUCCGCAUGGACAAUGACCACGUAAUUGAUGCCACACUCACUGGAGGACCUGCAAGAUACAUCAACCACUCCUGUGCCCCUAACUGUGUGGCUGAAGUCGUGACCUUUGAGAGAGGACACAAGAUUAUCAUCAGCUCCAACCGGAGGAUACAGAAAGGAGAAGAGCUCUGCUAUGACUAUAAGUUUGACUUUGAAGAUGACCAGCACAAGAUUCCGUGUCACUGUGGAGCGGUGAACUGCCGGAAGUGGAUGAACUGAAUGCAUUCCUUGCUAUCUCACCGGGUGGCUCGUCCCUAGGAAGAGGCGAUUCAACACUUCAUUGGAUUUUGCAGACAGAAAGAUAUUUUUGUUUUCUGACUUUUUAAGAAACAGCUUCUGGGAGCUCUGCUUCCUCAGCCUUGUCUAAAGGAUGCACAGCACAGCGUAGCCAGCUAGGCUGCCUUGCUGCACGCUGAGGUCAGCAGACUCACAGAAUGGUCCAGCACUUUUUUUUUUCUUUUUUCUUUUUUCUUUCCUUCCUUUUGUUUCCUUGUGGGUGGGUUUUGUUUUGUUAUGUUUGUUAGUCUCACUAAGGAGAACUUUUACUGGGGCAAAGAGCCGGUGGCUGCCCUGCCCCAGGGUGGGGGCCUUCCUAUGAAUGUAAGACUGAAAUCACCAGCGAAGGGGGCUGUCCAGAGUGCUGGCCACGCCUUACUGACAGGGGCAGGCCCUCAGUUUAACUAAAGUGGACACCACUGAUCAAGGAAUGUACUGAGAUGACUUCCUUAGGGAUAGAGCUAAGGGAUAAUAACUUGCACUAAAUACAUUUGAAUACUUGAUUCCAUGAGUCAGUUUAUUGUAGUUUUUGAUUUCUGUAAAAUAAGAGAAACUUUUUGUAUUUAUUAUUGAAUAAGUGAAUGAAGCUAUUUUUAAAUAAAAGUUAGAAGAAAGCCAAGCUGCUGCUGUUACCUGCAGAACUAACAAACCCUGUUACUUUGUACAAAUAUGUAAAUAUUUUGAAAAAAAAAACAGUAUAAAAAUAGUUAUUGACCAAAUGCUACCAGGCGCUGCAGCAGCUCGGGUGCUUAUAACCGUGGUAGGGAUGUUACAAUAUAAUUUUGUGUUAUUAAAUAUGCCAUUAUAAUUAUGUAAUAACCAAAAUUUUGCCCCGGUAUUCCUGGGCUUUUUGGAAACUGUCUCUUAGUGCUUGUUUUCUACACCUAACUUCUGACAGCAGCGCGUGUGCUACAACUACAACUUUUAUAGCUGUUGGUGAUUUAAACUAAUGUUUCAUAUUAUAUUGUUGCAUCCCUACUUCUUCAGUCAGGUUUUUUUGUGCUUACAAUUUGUGAUAACUGUGAAUAACGGCUUAAACACAAACCCAAAUGGAGGCUGAAUUUUUUCUUCAGCAAAAGUAGUUUUGAUUAGAACUUUGUUUCCAACCUCACAGAAUCAUGUAAACAUAGAGUCAUGUAGCAGGGACCUAACCCAACUCCUUAGCCUUCUAUUUAACAUAAAAAUUUGAAAAAGAAAAAAAAAGAGAGAGAAAUGGAGAGAGUGAGAGAUGUGAUUAUGCUCCCAGCUGCAGGACUCUGGCAAUAGGGUUUUUCGAAGAUGUAAUUUUAAAAUGUGUUUGUAUGAACUUGUUUGUUUACAUUUCUUUAAUAAAAAAACACACUGUUUUGUGUUUGCUUGUAGAAACUUAAUCAGCAUUUAAACCAGGUUAGCUUUUUAUUUUGUACUUAAAAAUUCUGGUACUGACACUUCACAGGCUAAGUAUAAAAUGAAGUUUUUGUGUGCACAAUUCGAGUGGACUGUGAGCUGUGGGUACAUUCAGUGACUCAGCUCUCAGCUUGUAAUGUAUAUGGCAUGAUGUAUUUUUAUCUUACAGAAUAAAUCAAUUGUAUAUAUUUUUCUCUUGAUAAAUAGCUGUAUGAAAUUUGUUUCUUGAAUAUUUUUCUUCUCUUGUACAAUACUCUGACAUCCUACCAGUAUUUGUCCUGCCGAGUUUGGUUGUUUUCUGUUCUGUAUAAUAGUAUCUAAUGUUGGCAAAAAUUGAAUUUUUUGAAGUAUACAGAGUGUUAUGGGUUUUGGAAUUUGUGGACACAGAUUUAGAAGAUCACCAUUUACAAAUAAAAUAUUUUACAUCUA
This is a messenger RNA of Mus caroli (Ryukyu mouse), 17079 nucleotides long. It is a transcript of the gene Kmt2c, whose product is annotated as lysine methyltransferase 2C. Gene Ontology annotation, molecular function: protein binding; transcription coactivator activity; histone H3K4 methyltransferase activity. NCBI's taxonomy places the organism in Eukaryota, Metazoa, Chordata, Mammalia, Rodentia, Muridae. Gene Ontology annotation, cellular component: nucleus; MLL3/4 complex. Gene Ontology annotation, biological process: positive regulation of transcription by RNA polymerase II. The record is from RefSeq and is a predicted model, not a curated record.